AAAUCCCACGCGCCACCACGCGGCAGCCUCAUCCGUUCCAAGCCCCAACCAUUCCAGCUCCACCACGCGGUCAACAGCGCGAACACAUCGGGAGAUCCAAAGAUCCCACAGCUCCAUCCCCACUUGUUCCGAUCCAUUCAUUUCACCUUUGGCGCGUGUGGGUACAGCCAUCAGGCAUCAGCCAUGGCUGCCGGAGGAGUGGUGCUCAACCUGCGCGUCCCGUCGGCGUCAGUGGCGCCGGCGCGGCGGUGUGGGACGGCGUCGUCGUCGGUGAGAUGCGGGAGCGCGCGCGGGGCGGCGCCGGCGAGGCAUACGGGCGGGGCGCUGGAGGAUGACCACUACCGGGCGCUGAGGCUGGCGCCGGGGGCCACCAGGGGAGAGAUCAAGAGGGCAUUCCACCGUCUCGCGCUGCAGUACCACCCGGACGUCGUGCGCCAAGAAAAUAGCGACAGCGUGGACUUCGAGCGGAUCAACGCGGCGUACCAGAGGGUGAUGAGCAACAUGCGGGAGGCGGAGGCGAGGCUCGAGUACUGGCGCCGCCGCUACGGCCUCGCCGACGAGGACCUCGACCGCUACCGCCGCUACCUCAACGACGACGACGAGGACGACUGGUUCGCAGACCUCUGAAGCGGCGCCUGCAUGAUUCUUGCCAUGGCAGAGGCAGCAGUACUGUAAAUUAAUUUGUGAAAUGCCACUCUCUGCAUUUCCCCUGUUUGAUUGUGGAUGGAAGAGACGUAGUACGGUAGUAGGAUGGAAUUCAGAGUUCUAACGAUUGUAAUUGGAACACUUUAAUUUCCAUUGUGAAUAUAAGAAACGAACAGAGCAGCAAUUAAUCUAAAUUGUGGCUAAGGAUUCA
Messenger RNA from Triticum aestivum (bread wheat), 856 nucleotides. RefSeq names its product chaperone protein dnaJ 8, chloroplastic. The transcript has a single exon. NCBI's taxonomy places the organism in Eukaryota, Viridiplantae, Streptophyta, Magnoliopsida, Poales, Poaceae. The coding region runs from base 184 to 627 and encodes 147 amino acids. The record is from RefSeq and is a predicted model, not a curated record.